AUGGAGCCCCCCCGAGCGGCGCCCCCUCCCCCCGAGCUGGAAUUUGGGGGGCCCUGGGGCGUGGGGGCUCUGUUCGCUGCUCCUCCCUUUGGGGCUCGUGGGGGUCGUGAGCGCCACGGGCUGCUGUUGCUGGGGGGGGCCCUGGGGGGGUCGCUGGCCCUGGGGGUCCCCCUGCCCCCCCUGUGCCCCCUCCUCCCCCCGCUGGCCGCGGCCGCCUCCAGCGUCGCCUUCGGCCUCGCCCUCCUCAUCCUCGCGCGGCGGCGGCUGCGGGGCGGCGGCACCGGACACCCCGUGUAUGAAUUCUUCUUCCUGGUGCUCUCGGCGGCCCUGGGGGAGCAGCAGCGCCUUUGGGGCUCCCCCUCGCUGCCCCUGGCGCUCGUGGCGGCCGGCGCAGGGGGGGGCGGUGCUGCGGCGGCUCAGGGUGGGGGGGGGGCACGGGGGGGGGACACGGAGCUGAGCGUGAGUCCUGCCCCUGGCCCCGGGGGGUUCCUGGGGCUCUUUGGGGGUCUCGCCUGGGGCCCUUUCGGGGGUCCCCUCCCGGCGCUGCUGCUGCUGAGGAGACCCCAGCAGGGGCUGGGGGGCGCCGGGGGGGCGGCCUGUGGGGGGCUCUACGCUCUGGGCUUGUGGAUCUUCCACGGCGCCACCACCCAGAGGAGCCUCUUCAGCCGCGACCCCCGAGACCCCCGGGUGGCCGGUCUCGCCACGGUUCCCACGGCCACGGGGCAGCUGCUGCUGGCCGGGGGCUGGUGGGGGCUCGUGCGACGCCCCGAUGACCUCGGGGAGCUGCUGAUGGCCUUGGGCUGGACCCUGCCCUGCGGUCUGUCCCCACCGCUGCUGCUGCUCCUGGCGGGGGCGGCGCUCCGGGAGCUCCGGGCUCUGCAGGGGGAGCGGCGGCAGCGGCGCCGCUUUGGGGGGGCCUGGGGGGGGCUGUGCCAGCGCGUGCCGCACCGCCUGCUGCCCCUGCUCUACUGA
Melospiza melodia melodia is the source of this 972-nucleotide messenger RNA. Its product is annotated as delta(14)-sterol reductase TM7SF2-like. The record is from RefSeq and is a predicted model, not a curated record. The transcript has 9 exons. Gene Ontology annotation, biological process: cholesterol biosynthetic process. Gene Ontology annotation, cellular component: nuclear inner membrane; endoplasmic reticulum membrane. Bases 1 to 972 code for a protein of 323 amino acids. Gene Ontology annotation, molecular function: Delta14-sterol reductase activity. Lineage: Eukaryota; Metazoa; Chordata; Aves; Passeriformes; Passerellidae.